Messenger RNA from Hevea brasiliensis (rubber tree), 1767 nucleotides. Its product is annotated as probable carboxylesterase 18. Gene Ontology annotation, biological process: pollen tube growth. The transcript has 2 exons. Gene Ontology annotation, molecular function: carboxylic ester hydrolase activity. Bases 408 to 1607 code for a protein of 399 amino acids. The record is from RefSeq and is a predicted model, not a curated record. Lineage: Eukaryota; Viridiplantae; Streptophyta; Magnoliopsida; Malpighiales; Euphorbiaceae.
AUUAAAAACCUUGAUACGCUUCUUGAGAAAAAACACACCAAAAUAACACACUUCUACCAAAACUUCACACUUCUUUCACGUAUACCGCCUUCUUCCACUGCUUUCAAACACCACUGAAAGAGUGAGAGAUGAAAGCUUAUGAUAUCAUUCGGCUGAAUUUCAGAAGGCUGUGUGAGGGUUGUGGGAGAGUUGAGUGAUAAUGGGGCUGGUAGUUUAACAUGCUUAAAUUUUAAAUUAAUGGCAAAACAUGGGACGCUACUUAUAAUGGUGCCCAUGUUCCUUCUGCCUGCAUAGGAAGAUUUUCUGUGUCUGCAUCUCGUCUCUGCGCCUGACAACUGAUUGACGACUACAUUAGAGCGCUAUUCAUAACAGCAUCCCAAGCUGGACGCUAGCUUUAAUCGCGCCACAUGGAAAAAAAUGCAGCUGGGCGCCAUUUUAAAUUGUAUCCCACUGUGCAUGCCAGGCAAACUCGCGCCCCAUGCCUCUACCCUGCCAAGAAUCUCUACAAGCGUCCAAAACCUUUCCACCUCAGCUUCAAUUCACCCCGUUUGCAUUCAUCUCCUGUUACUCAUCCAAGAGAGACGAAAAUGGCUCAAAACGAUCAUCCACAGUGGCCGGAUCACCUCCCAUGGAAUGUUAACCUCUUCUUAUCGGCUCUCUCCUUCUCCUUUGACGUCACCCGUCGCUCUAAUGGCACCGUCAAUCGCUUUCUCAUGAACUUUUUUGACCUCAGAACCUCUCCGUCUAAGAAACCCAUCAAUGGUGUCAAAACCACUGAUAUCACCAUUGACAAAGCUCGAAACCUUUGGUUCCGCCUCUACACCCCUACCACCACUACUGAUGAUGGAGCUGGUACUGGCUUGCCGGUUAUUUUCUUCUUCCACGGCGGUGGUUUUGCCUUCAUGGCACCCAGUUCUAAACCUUUUGAUGAAUUAUGCUACGGCCUUGCCAGGGAACUCUCCGCCAUUAUCAUCUCCGUCAACUAUCGUUUGGCUCCAGAGCAUCGUUGGCCUUCUGAAUACGAAGAUGGUUUCGAUACCUUAAAAUUCAUCGACACCACAAAUAUUGAAGGCUUUUCAGUUAAGGCCAAUCUCAAACAGUGUUUUAUUGCUGGAGAUAGCGCAGGAGGCAACGUGGUACAUCAUGUAGCACUAAAAGCAAGCGAACAUGAGUUUUCUAAUCUAAAACUUAUUGGAAACAUAUCAAUACAACCAUUUUUUGGAGGAGAAGAACGAACUGAAUCUGAGUUGAGAUUAACCCGAGCUCCAUUUGUUACUAUGGAGCGUGCAGAUUGGAUGUGGAAGGCAUUCUUGCCGCAGGGUUCAAACCGGGACCAUCCGGCGGCGAAUGUUUUUGGGCCUAAUUCAGUUGAUAUUUUAGGAGUUAACUUUCCAGCAACGAUCAUUUUUGUUGGAGGAUUUGAUCCUUUGCAGGACUGGCAAAAGAGAUACUAUGAAGGGUUGAAGAAAUAUGGAAAGGAAGCGUAUUUGGUUGAGUUUCCCAAUGCCCCACACUCAUUUUAUGCUUUUCCUGAGCUGCCUGAAUUUUUUUUGUUCAUAAAGGAAACGAAGGAUUUUAUGCAAAAGCAAUUAUCAUCUAAUAUAUGACGCAACCUUGUUUGUUUAUGGGAUUCCUUGAAGGAAAUUCUGGUUGUUGAAUUAUAAUUCUUGGGUCUUGAGCUUCGGCCACCCCGGGGGCUUAAUAGGAUUUCUUCAGAUAUUUAUGAUUUUUGCUUGAAAUUUAAAGUAGCUUACGAUCGAUCUUCCA